Molecule: messenger RNA, 1716 nt
Organism: Penicillium lagena
Lineage: Eukaryota; Fungi; Ascomycota; Eurotiomycetes; Eurotiales; Aspergillaceae
Product: flavin-containing monooxygenase
Exons: 2
Coding region: 1-1716 (571 amino acids)
Molecular function (GO): flavin adenine dinucleotide binding; NADP binding; N,N-dimethylaniline monooxygenase activity
Source: RefSeq, a predicted model, not a curated record
AUGAACGGCUUCCACGAACCAUUAUUCACUUUCCAGGAUCAUCCGGUCGACCAAGGACGGCCAAUCCGGGUUGUUAUUAUUGGUGCUGGUCUCUCGGGAAUAGCACUGUAUAUCCGACUAUUGCAAUAUGUUCCCAGCGCAAGUAUUACCAUCUUUGAGAAGAAUCCUUGCGUUGGUGGAACUUGGUAUGAAAACCGCUACCCUGGAGUAGCGUGUGAUAUCCCCAGCCAUGUGUACCAGUAUACUUUCGAACCAAAUAAAGAAUGGUCGAAAUUUUUUGCGCCUGGCGCAGAGAUCCUGAACUAUGUGCAAGGCGUUGCAAAGAAGUACGGUGUGGAUCAAAAGGUGAAAUAUAACACUGCGGUCACUCGAGUGGAGUGGAGCGAGAGCCAAGGCGUCUGGACUGUCACUGCAAACCAUUCAGAAAAUGGAUCGACCUCCAAAAUUGAAACCAAAGCCGAAGUGCUGAUCAGUGCCGUUGGAUUUCUCAACAACUGGAAGUGGCCGAGCGUGGAGGGCCUGCUUGACUUUGAAGGAAAACUGCUUCACUCAGCGAACUGGGAUGCCAGCUGGGACUAUACUGGCAAGAAGAUUGCACUUCUGGGGUGUGGCUCUUCCGCGAUCCAGAUUUUGCCUCAUCUUGAGAAAAAGUGUCCCGUUGUGUAUAACUUUAUUCGCAGUGGAACAUGGAUCAGUCAGCCAUUUGGGUCCAGGUUCACUGAUGAUAUCCUUUCUGGAAGCAAAGAGCCAGGAAACUAUUCCUACACCCCUGCGGAGAUUGAGAGAUUCAAGUCUGACCCUGAAUAUUAUCAAAAAUUCCGCAAGGAUAUGGAAAGCUCGAUCAACGGUGACUAUCCGUGCCUCUUCCCUGGAACCGAAGAAGAAAAGCAAGGAACGCAAAAAAUCCAGAAUAUCAUGAAGACCAAAUUGGCUUCCAAACCCGGUCUCUACGAGGCUCUCGAGCCGAACUUCGUUCCCGGCUGCCGCAGACUGACACCCGGCCCGGGAUAUCUCGAGGCUCUUGUCAAUGACAAUGUGCAGUUAAUUAAGAGCCCCAUUACGAAGGUAGUCAGAAAUGGUGUUGUGACUGCUGAUGGAAAGGUGUGGGAAGUGGAUGGCAUCGCUUGCGCGACAGGAUUUGACGCCAGCCAUAUGCCCCGUUUCCCUGUCAUUGGACGGAAUGGCGUCUCUCUCAGCACGGCAUGGAAGGACCAUGCCAGUGCCUAUCUCUCCCACUCUGUUCGGGGGUUCCCCAACUACUUCAUCGUCGGUGGGCCGAAUUCUGCCACGGGAGGUGGUUCCUUGCUUUUGAUCCUGGAGUCGGUGAUCGGUUACAUCAUCAAGGCUGUCCAGAAGAUUAGCCGGGAACAUAUCAUGGCUAUGGAAGUCAAGCAAUCUGCUCUCGACUCAUGGUCUACAUACCUCGAUAACUAUUUCCCUCGUACGGUCCAUGUCGAUCGCUGCUCUAGUUGGUAUAAAAUCAACGGAAAGAUCAUCGGGCUGUACCCGGGCAGCAGCUUGCACGCCAUGAAAACCAUGGAGCAUCCAAGAUGGGAAGACUAUGAAUACUCAAAUAUCGGAAGCCAUGACGCCAUGGAGUGGCUGGGUAACGGCUGGACACGAGAAGAUGUCAAGCGGGGAAACCUAGGUCAAUACUUGGACAGAGUUGAUAUCCCACCUAUUCCAACCGAGGAAACCCUUGCACGACAGCCAUAG